CUUAAGUAAGUACUGUUAAUAAAGCAGUGCGUUUGUCCUCGUGUCCCUGUCUCUGUCGGUGUCUGUCCUCAGAUGGACCCAGAGGCCAGUGAUUUACUGAACGACCUGCAGGUGAAGCUGAACAACGUUCUGGACGAGCUGAGCAGUACCUUUGGAAACAGUUUCCAGAGUCGCAUCAACGACUGCAUGCGACAGAUGGCGUCUCUUCUGUACCAGAUCAGAGGUCCUCUGAACGACAGCAACAAAAACCAGGUGGAGGGAGACUCCGACAACAUGCUGAGGCCACUCAUGGAUUUUCUGGAUGGAAAGUGAGUUCAUUACCAACGUUAGCAUUGAAGCCGUUAGCAUCAGUGUUAAAUUCACCAUCUUUGUUAAGGAUUCUACAGAUGUUGUUAAAUUAGCCAAACCGCUACUCAAAGUUAGCCCUGAAAUACUCCAACAGAAGUAACAAAUUUGUCAUUUUCACCAUUUAGCUUAGUAGCUAAAAUUAGCCAAAACAACCGUGAAGUUAUGCUAUAGCAUGAUACGAGGUGCCUAGAGAAAAUGGCUAAGAACGUAUUGGCAAAAAAG
Cynoglossus semilaevis (tongue sole) is the source of this 570-nucleotide messenger RNA. RefSeq names its product protein unc-13 homolog B-like. Gene Ontology annotation, molecular function: diacylglycerol binding; calmodulin binding; syntaxin-1 binding. The record is from RefSeq and is a predicted model, not a curated record. Gene Ontology annotation, cellular component: neuromuscular junction; terminal bouton; presynaptic active zone cytoplasmic component. The transcript is spliced from 2 exons. The coding region runs from base 73 to 312 and encodes 79 amino acids. Gene Ontology annotation, biological process: dense core granule priming; presynaptic dense core vesicle exocytosis; synaptic vesicle priming. Lineage: Eukaryota; Metazoa; Chordata; Actinopteri; Pleuronectiformes; Cynoglossidae.